Messenger RNA from Phacochoerus africanus (Common warthog), 3165 nucleotides. RefSeq names its product SMAD family member 7 (gene SMAD7). Gene Ontology annotation, cellular component: heteromeric SMAD protein complex. Gene Ontology annotation, biological process: anatomical structure morphogenesis; transforming growth factor beta receptor signaling pathway; BMP signaling pathway. Lineage: Eukaryota; Metazoa; Chordata; Mammalia; Artiodactyla; Suidae. Bases 407 to 1687 code for a protein of 426 amino acids. Gene Ontology annotation, molecular function: transcription regulator inhibitor activity; I-SMAD binding. The record is from RefSeq and is a predicted model, not a curated record. The transcript has 4 exons.
GCGAGCCCGACACUCGGGAGCCGCUGCGGGGGGGCCUCUUUUUGGGGAGGCGCCGACCGGGGUAGGCUUCGCCGCCCCCAGGGAAGCGGCGGCCGCGUUCCUCCGGGGUGCGCCGGGGCCCGAGAGCAGCGCGCGGCUCGGGCCGCGCGGGGUGGGGCAGCCGGAGCGCAGGCCCCCGAGCCCCGGCGGGCGCCUCCGGGCCCCCGCGCGCCCCCCGGCCUCCGGGAGACUGGCGCAUGCCACGGAGCGCCCCUCGGGCCGCCGCCGCUCCUGCCCGGGCCCCUGCUGCUGCUGCUGUCGCCUGCGCCUGCUGCCCCAACUCGGCGCCCGACUUCUUCAUGGUGUGCGGAGGUCAUGUUCGCUCCUUAGCCGGCAAACGACUUUUCUCCUCGCCUCCUCGCCCCGCAUGUUCAGGACCAAACGAUCUGCGCUCGUCCGGCGUCUCUGGAGGAGCCGUGCGCCCGGCGGCGAGGACGAGGAGGAGGGCGCGUGGGGAGGCGGUGGAGGAGGCGAGCUGCGGGGAGAAGGGGCGACGGACGGCCGGGCACAUGGGGCCGGUAGCGGCGGCGCAGGCAGGGCUGGCUGCUGCCUGGGCAAGGCGGUGCGGGGUGCCAAAGGUCACCACCAUCCCCACCCCCCAGCCGCGGGCGCCGGCGUGGCCGGGGGCGCCGAGGCGGAUCUGAAGGCGCUCACGCACUCGGUGCUUAAGAAACUGAAGGAACGGCAGCUGGAGCUGCUGCUCCAGGCCGUGGAGUCCCGCGGCGGUACGCGCACGGCGUGCCUCUUGUUGCCCGGCCGCCUGGACUGCAGGCUGGGCCUGGGGGCGCCUGCCGGCUCACAGCCCGCGCAGCCGCCCUCGUCCUACUCGCUCCCCCUCCUGCUGUGCAAAGUGUUCAGGUGGCCGGAUCUCAGGCAUUCCUCGGAAGUCAAGAGGCUGUGUUGCUGUGAAUCUUACGGGAAGAUCAACCCCGAGCUGGUGUGCUGCAACCCCCAUCACCUUAGCCGACUCUGCGAACUAGAGUCUCCCCCUCCUCCUUACUCCAGAUACCCGAUGGAUUUUCUCAAACCAACUGCAGACUGUCCAGAUGCUGUGCCUUCCUCCGCUGAAACAGGGGGAACGAAUUAUCUGGCCCCUGGGGGGCUUUCAGAUUCCCAACUUCUUCUGGAGCCUGGGGAUCGGUCACACUGGUGCGUGGUGGCAUACUGGGAGGAGAAGACGAGAGUGGGGAGGCUCUACUGUGUCCAGGAGCCCUCCCUGGAUAUCUUUUAUGAUCUACCUCAGGGGAAUGGCUUUUGCCUUGGACAGCUCAAUUCGGACAACAAGAGUCAGCUGGUGCAGAAAGUGCGGAGCAAGAUCGGCUGUGGCAUCCAGCUCACGCGGGAAGUGGAUGGCGUGUGGGUGUACAACCGCAGCAGUUACCCCAUCUUCAUCAAGUCAGCCACACUGGACAACCCGGACUCCAGGACGCUGUUGGUACACAAAGUGUUCCCCGGUUUCUCCAUCAAGGCUUUUGACUAUGAGAAAGCGUAUAGCCUGCAGCGGCCCAACGACCACGAGUUCAUGCAGCAGCCGUGGACUGGGUUCACCGUGCAGAUCAGCUUCGUGAAGGGCUGGGGCCAGUGCUACACCCGGCAGUUCAUCAGCAGCUGCCCGUGCUGGCUGGAGGUCAUCUUCAACAGCCGGUAGCCUCGUGGGGGAGAGGACAGAGCGGGAGCCGAGUGGGCCCAGUCCAAACUACUUUGCUGCUAAGAUUUUCCUCCUGAGUGCUUGCUUUUCAUGCAAACUCUUUGGUCAUUUUUUUUUUCUUUCCUCUCGUCGUUCUUGUUUAUGUUAUGUUUUGUUUUGUUCUUUGAGAAAUAGCUUAUGAAAAGAAUUGUUGGUUUUUUUUUUUUUUUCCCUCUUCAGGGCGGGUUGGGGCGGGGGCAGGGGUGGGCAGUGGUAAGGUUGGCAGAACACCCAGAUCUGAAAAGGGGAAGCAAAAAUCAGUGCCACCAAACACAGUGUAAAUGGGGAGCAGGCCCCAACCUUGGGGUCAUCGUAGCCCUUAGUAGGGCUUAUGUGUGAGUGAGUGUGUGCCCGUGUGUGAGUGUAGAUGGGAGAGGCAGUGUGCUCUGUGUUGUUAACUACGAAUGCUCCCAAGCUGUGUCUCUUGCCCCUUGCACCUGCGCAGUGGGGCAGCGGGUCUCCCAGCAGCUGCCAGCAGCAAGGUUGUGUCCCCAGCCUGGGGAAGCCCCCCCACCCCUCGCCACCCCUUCCUAGGACAUUGGCCUGUCCGCAGGCUUCUUUGAAGCAGCUCUACAAGAAGCCGAACCAGAACCUAUUUCCCAUGCUGUCUCACUCGCCCCCGCCCCCUCCAGCCACCUCCCUGCCAUCGUCCUUUCUCUUUUAGCCACCUUCUCCUGGAUUGUCUCUGAGAUGGACUUCCUGAGGGCUGCCGGGGCAGCCCCAUUACAGUAUUGCUCACCCAGUGUCCUCUCAGGCCCCUCAGCCUCUCCCCGUCCCUGGUUACAUCAGGUUUUUCCUGGAUUCAGAGAACCAGCUCAGCAUUUUCCUUCCCUCCGCAGCCUGUGUGCUGAGCUCUGCUGUUAGACCAGUGAGGGGAGCAGCACCCCCCUGCCCCCUGUUCCCCCUUCCCACCAAGAAGGAUUCGGUCCAUUGUAACCCAAGGUACCAUCCUGAGCUGACACCCCUAACUCUUCUCAUUUCUUCUACAACUCAUACACUCGGAUGAUACGUUGACACUGCUCUUAGCUCAAUGAGCAUGUUUAGACUUUAACAUAAGCUAUUUUUCUAACUACAAAGGUUUAAAUGAACAAGAGAAGCAUUCUCAUUGGAAAUUUAGCAUUGUAGUGCUUUGAGAGAGAAAGGACUCCUGAAAAAAACCUGAGAUUUAUUAAAGAAAAAAUGUAUUUUAUGUUAUAUAUAAAUAUAUUAUUACUUGUAAAUAUGAAGACGUUUUAUAAGCAUCAUUAUUUAUGUAUUGUGCAAUGUGUAUAAACAAAAAUAAAGAAAAGAUGCACUUUGCUUUAAUAUAAAUGCAAAUAACAAAUGCCAAAUUAAAAAAAGAUAAACACAAGAUUGGUGUUUUUUUCUAUGGGUGUUAUCACCUGGCUGAAUGUUUUUCUAAAGGAGUUUAUGUUCCAUUAAACAAUUUUUAAAAUGUA